AUGUCCGCCCCCAACGGCGCGCAGCUGCAACAGGACCACUUGAACGGACACAGUGGCUUCCUCCUCGCCGUCUUCUGCGUGGUUUCCGCCUUUGUGAUAUGGCCCGUCCGCAUUCCUCUGCCGGCGGUCGUCGGGCGAUUCUUCCUGCGGCUGUUGGAACGCGGUCGAAUCAUCUCCGCGUCAGCGUACGAUGAGCGGUCGGCACGGACAGUGUACUUUUCCCUCUCGCUUAAGACCGCCCCUGUGAUCGGCGUCAUUCUGUUGCUGGCGACGACGACGAUUCACGGCAGUACAAUCAAGCUCGGCAUAAAGGGCGACGAGACUAUCAAGCCUUACGACGUGCUGGUCUUGUUCAUUUCACUUGCUUACAUUUCAAUUGCGCUGGAUGGAACGGGCGCCCUUGAGGCGGUUGCGCUCUGGGUUUCAAAGCGUGGAGGAAGCUCGGGCAGGCUGUUGUUCACCUAUCUCUACUCGUUUUUCUUGCUCACCGCGUGCAUUGUCGGAAAUGACCCCUUGAUUCUUUCAGGAACUCCCUUUCUGGGCUACCUCACUCAUCACACCAAGCUGCAGCCCGAAGCAUGGAUCUUUAGCGAGUUUAUGGCGGCAAAUACUGCUUCGGCCGUCUUGGUCUCUUCCAACCCCACCAACAUCCUCAUCGCGGGAAGCUUCUCUUUGAAUUACCUGACCGAUUUCACCAAGUGGACCAUCCUGCCUUCGAUCGUUCCCGCAAUUCUGACCUAUCCGAUCCUGAUGGUCAUGUUCUGGAACAAGAUCCCCAAGACGCUGACUCCGCUGACCGACGACCCCUGGUUGAAGCUGCGCGACCGGCCCGGUGCAAUCGCCCUCAGCUUGCUCAUGCUGGUCACGGUCGCAGUCCUGGUCGGGACGAGCUUUGUGCCCCACCAAGCAGUUGAGGUGUGGAUGGUGACGGCUCCGGCCGGCGUACUGGCAUUUUCGUUCAACAUCGCUCGAGACUGGUGGGAUUCGAAAGCUCAAAGAAACGCCGCGGUCGAGCAGACAGCCGAUGAGAACGCCAAGAAUCAAGUCGUCCACGCUCCUGGCACUGACCCUCGUCAGAACACCGCGACGUCUGAUUCUUCCAACUCAAAAUCGGGUCACGCAGGAUUUUCCCCUACCCUGAGACCGACUGCAAAGCCGGUUGCACGCGAAACGACCAGUCUCAUGUCAUUGAUGAGGAGGCUGGCCCGUCGAUUUCCGGGAACCACAAGAACGAUUAUCCGCUUACCCAUUCCCCUCUUGCCCUUUGCCAUGUGCGAAUUCAUCCUGGUGCGCGGUCUGCAGCAACGCGGCUGGAUUGAAGUCUUUGCGCGAGGGUUCGCGAACGCGUGCACGACUCCUGCCAUGGCGGUCUUCUUCAUGGGCUUCGUCAGUGCGGCGUUCUUGUGUCCUCUUGCCGGCACCAAUAUCGGCGCAACCAUCAUUCUGGUGGAGAUCAUGCGACAUCCCGCCUUCUCUCAGUCCGCUGCUGUCCUUGCGGACCAUCGCGUCCUGUUGGCAGCGAUAUACGCCGUGGCGAUGGGAAGUAACAUUGGAGCAUUCAGUUAUACGUUCGCCGGCAGUCUUGCGGGGCUGCUGUGGCGGGAUCUCUUGGCCGACAAAGACAUCAAGGUCAGCCAGCUAAAGUUCGCACUGAUCAACGCCGUGCCUCUGCUGAUGCAAAUCACCGUCUCGUCUGCCAUCGUCCUGGGCGAGGUAUACUGGUUUGCUUGA
Capronia coronata CBS 617.96 is the source of this 1731-nucleotide messenger RNA. RefSeq lists its product as uncharacterized. Gene Ontology annotation, biological process: transmembrane transport. The transcript has 3 exons. Lineage: Eukaryota; Fungi; Ascomycota; Eurotiomycetes; Chaetothyriales; Herpotrichiellaceae. The record is from RefSeq and is a predicted model, not a curated record. Gene Ontology annotation, cellular component: membrane. The coding region runs from base 1 to 1731 and encodes 576 amino acids.